GGCAGGAGAUAAGGAUAUGAUGCCAUGGUGACAGAUUGUGAAUGAAUACCGUAUUCAUCAAUGAGCGUCAGCUGACUUUCAAUUGUACGAGCGUCUCUUUGCACACUUUAAUGCGAUUUGGCCAACAUGGAGUUUGAUUUUGACGUGCACAAGAUCUUCCUGGACCCCAUCACUAAGCUUGACCGCAGCCUCAUCCCUGUGCGCCGGCCACUCAUCUCCAGUUCUGAAGCACUGAAACAAACCAUGGCAGUCAUAGAUGAGAUUGGAAAAGCAUCAGCAAAGGCCCAGCAGCUGCCGGCCCCAAUUACCAGCGCCUCUCGUAUGCAGAUAAAUCAGCAUCAGCUCUAUAUUCUGAAGGAUUGCACACCUCAAACGGCUGGUCGUGGACUGGUGAUUGGUUUUCUGAAGGUUGGAUAUAAGAAGCUAUUUGUGCUGGACCACAAAGGCUCCCAUAUUGAAGCAGAACCUCUGUGCAUUCUUGAUUUCUAUAUCCAUGAAUCUCUCCAGCGUCACGGCUUUGGGAAGGAGGUUUUCAACUUCAUGCUCCGUUCGGAGCAAAUGGAGCCUCAACAUUUGGCCAUUGAUCGUCCUUCUGAGAAGUUUCUAUCAUUCCUGAGGAAACAUUACAACCUUCGCUCCACUAUCCCACAGGUUAAUAAUUUUGUUAUUUUUGAAGGCUUCUUCAGAGAUCGGAAAGCUCCAGUGAGAAAGUUACCCCCCAAGCGACUAGAGGGAGAGAUCAAACCGUAUUCGCUGUCUGACAGAGAAUUUCUGAAACACGAGGAAGGCCUCCCUUGGCCUUUAAACCAGGCACAGUCAGCCCUUAACCGUGCUGGCAGUCUCGGUUCUUCUCCAACACGUGCCCGACCACCACCCAGAGAAGAUGAUUUUGUGAAGUCCCUAAGAGUCUGCAGACCUCACUCACUGCACAGGGCAGCCAAUGGGGAACAGGAAGAUUCUUCCCAGAGGAGACGGACCAGUGUUAUGAACUUCUCCCGCGGACUCAUGGCUCAACAGAAUUGCUACAGCCGCUACACAUCUGCCUCUCCUCCUCUUCUCCGUAGAGCGCCACCUGCAGAGGAUAUUAAAGAAAAGCACAAUGUAACUGACAAAAGCAUGAGCAAGGAUGAGACAUCAGAUGUGGCAUCUCCUGAUCAGAAUGGCCGGCUCACAAGCAAUCACUACCCACUUCAUACCCAGAAGCCUCAUCAACAGACUACAGGGCACUCCAAACAAGAGCCACCAGAAGCAAUAAAGAGCCUUGAAAAACCAGAGGAUAAAGCUGGCGUCCAUGUUUCCAGAACUCAGUGGUCGGAGCAACCAUCUUGGACAGUCCUGGGUACGGUAAUGAACGCACAGUUUGUCAGACGGAAACAGGAAUUGCGUGGUACACGGCCAUGGUGAGGGCAAAGAAUAAUAGCCGGCACUGU
Messenger RNA from Nanorana parkeri, 1430 nucleotides. RefSeq names its product alpha tubulin acetyltransferase 1 (gene ATAT1). Gene Ontology annotation, molecular function: tubulin N-acetyltransferase activity. Gene Ontology annotation, biological process: alpha-tubulin acetylation. Gene Ontology annotation, cellular component: microtubule. The record is from RefSeq and is a predicted model, not a curated record. The coding region runs from base 127 to 1404 and encodes 425 amino acids. The transcript has 12 exons. Lineage: Eukaryota; Metazoa; Chordata; Amphibia; Anura; Dicroglossidae.